Messenger RNA from Bursaphelenchus xylophilus (pine wood nematode), 373 nucleotides. The record is from the annotation of a GenBank genome assembly. Lineage: Eukaryota; Metazoa; Nematoda; Chromadorea; Rhabditida; Aphelenchoididae.
AUGAAUGUGCUCUUUCUUGUUAUUUCGAUUGUAUUCAGUGAUACUGUGGUUGCGCAAUUUGGUAAGUCAUUAAGUUUGUAGUUCAAAGGCUCAGGUUUUUUGCAAAUCCAGGGAUAAUACCUUGUAAUUGAGGCUUUUAUCGCGAUAGUGUUAGUCGUCUUCUACUUGGAGAAUUUAAUGUUCAGAUCUUACAGGAAUGAUGGGAAUGAACAGGAUGAUGAUGGGAGGCUAUGGAGGCAUGGGAGGGUACCCUGGCUUCGGUGGCGGAGGCUACGGAAUGCCCGGAGGGGGCUAUGGCAGUAUGGGUGGCAUGGGAAUGGGCAUGGGAAUGCCUUAUGGAGGAGGAUAUGGGAGUAUGUUUGGAAAGAAGUAA